This is a messenger RNA of Trichomycterus rosablanca, 1218 nucleotides long. RefSeq names its product sap30-like (gene sap30l). The transcript has 4 exons. NCBI's taxonomy places the organism in Eukaryota, Metazoa, Chordata, Actinopteri, Siluriformes, Trichomycteridae. Gene Ontology annotation, cellular component: histone deacetylase complex. The record is from RefSeq and is a predicted model, not a curated record. The coding region runs from base 429 to 1001 and encodes 190 amino acids. Gene Ontology annotation, biological process: regulation of DNA-templated transcription. Gene Ontology annotation, molecular function: transcription coregulator activity; protein binding.
UAGGCGGCAUUGUAGCGCUUGACGGUGACUGAGGCUUCGUGUUAAACCGGAUUAAAGUGUUUUAUUGUUGUUUAUUGCUUAUAUUUCUGUAAUUAAUCAGAUAAUUAAGUUGAAAUCAGACCGAAUUAUCGGGAUUAGAGGCGCUGCGCUGCGGUUCAUUACACUCGGAGUGCUGCUGUUGUGCAGAACAGUACUUCAGUCAGGAGUUAGUGGAGGUGGAACUAUGCUAAGCUAAAGCUCGUGAGAUUUAAACCCGGAUUGAUUGAUGCAGAUGAAUUAGUUCAGGGUCUCGGUCCGUCCGGAGCUCAGGUGAACGGUAGAACAGAAGCUUAUAACCGUUUAUAAGCGCUCCGUGUUCCAGCAGCGCUCCGGCAGCGCAGUGACUCAGACCGCUGUAGCGCCGGUGUGACGGAGUGUGAGUGCCGGGGAUGAACGGCUUCAGCACGGAGGAGGAGAGCCCGGAGGCCCCGGGUCCUGGAGCUCCGGCGCCGGGAGGAGGAGCAGGAGGAGCCGCGCUGUUCCCGCAGAGCUGCUGCUGCCUGAUGGAGGGAGGUGAGCGGUGUGGACGGCCGGCGGGGAACGCCUCCUUCAGCAAGAGGAUCCAGAAGAGCAUCUCCCAAAAAAAGCUCAAACUGGACAUCGAUAAGAGUGUGAGACACUUGUACAUCUGCGACUUCCACAAAAACUUCAUCCAGAGUGUUCGGAACAAGAGGAAGAGGAAAACCAGCGACGACGGAGGAGAGUCUCCAGAUCACGACAUCGAAGUUCCAGAGGUGGAUCUGUUCCAGCUGCAGGUGAACACACUGCGCCGUUAUAAACGACAUUAUAAAAUCCAAACCAGACCAGGACUCAACAAAGCCCAACUGGCAGAGACGGUCAGCCGUCACUUCCGGAACAUUCCGGUGAACGAGAAGGAAACUUUGACCUACUUUAUUUAUAUGGUGAAGAGCAGCAAGAGCCGACUGGACCAGAAGUCGGAGGGGAGUAAACAGCUGGAGUAGCGACGGCCACGCCCGCGCACACACACACACACAUACGUGCACACACACACACACACUGGGUCUGUGUUAAUAAUGACUGCUGACUGUGUAGUCGAGUGCAAUGUGAAUAUAAUGUACAGAUAGAUACGGCAGUGAAGCUGAACCAGAUCCGUAUAGCGCACGGAGAGUCACGCGUCUCUGUGCAGCGGCAUCGAUCAGCCAGCAGAGGGGGUAAUUG